AUGCCCAUGAUGCCGGGCUCUUCCUUCGCGCCAUCUUCCAAACACGAGUCUCACGUCCCCACUUUCCUGGUUCGAUCCGCCACAGAGCAGGACCUCGCCAACGUUGAGCCAAAGUCCCUGCACACCUUCGCCUACGGCGGCAUGGCUCAGUCAUCCCCAUCAGCCGAAUCCACCUCGGCCUUUUCGCCAUCGACACAAUACCGCACCACCUUCUCCAACCCUUCCUCUUCCUCCAUCUCAUCUGCAGGUCAUCCUAGAUCUGCGUCCCAUCGCAAUUCGUUCAGCUCCGUCUCCGUCUCCCUCUCCGAGCUCGGCAGCUCGGCCAUGAGCGAUCGCCUCAGCUGGGGUCGCGGUCUAAAGAGGCAGAGCAAGCGCAGCUCACACGACGCAAAGGCUGGCGGAAGCUUGCGAACCUUUGACUCGGCCAGGAAGGACGGUGGCCGCCUUCGAUCCCACACCGAGGGUUCUCAGUUCUCGAAUCCCAACAGUGGCGACAUCUUCCUCUACUCCAGCCGAAAUCUCGAUGCCAGCUCAGAGGGAUCUCAGCAGCCUCGCUUCCUACACCAGCGUCGCAAGUCGGACGGCCCACAGCGCUACAGACUCGACAUCGGUCCCGACUCUUCCUCCUACAAGCGUGGCCAUCGCAUGUUCCGUUCCCAGUCAUCCAACUCUCUCUCGCACGCUUUCUUGGACACCCGCGCCCAGAAACCUCAAUCCAAGAACAGUGCUCACAGUCUAAGCCUUGUCAAGGAUGAAGACGAAGAGGACACCGUAAGCGCGUCCGGCAUCGGCACGCCGGGCUCGCCUUUGCCAGAGUCGGAAACGUUGCAAGACUGGUACGAUCACGACGUAUUGCGGCCGUCUUGGAGAAGGGUCGACGAUCAGGAUGCGCUGGACCGUCAAGCCAUCAUGGCAUCGAGCACCUCUUCCAAGACGCUGCGCAGGCGCUCCGGUGAGAUCGUCAACGUGGCAGCUCGCUCGGCUGCACAGGCGACAAAGAAGGGUCUGCGCGUCAUCCGCAGAGCAGGCAGUUUCGACGUAGGUUCCAAAGCGUCCGCUCAGACGGUGCAAGACCGUCAUCGUUCCCGCUCCAACUCGUCGUCCUCUCUCUUUGCCAAUCUUGGUUUAGUGCCCCGACUCGACCUUCGCCAUCAGCGCUCUCAGACGUUGUACCAGCUCCAAGUACCCGAGGCAGCGCAGCUCGACACGCCUAAAAAAAGUCUACAGGCAUCGCUUUCUCUCCCUACUUCGGUCACGCAUUCUCCAAAGCUGCAUGGUCUUGGCCUCCUCGGGGAAGGCACGAAAAUUCAAUCUUCGCGCUUUUCCCAAAUCACCGAAGCGGACGAUGAAGACAGGUCCUUCUCCAAAGAACUGCCGCAAAUCCCGUCCUCGACGCAGACCACGCCUUCCUCUGAAAGCGACCAGGAGCUGCAGCUGCGUAGAUUCAACUCGUCCGACGGCAUCGAGGAAGAGGAGCGUGGAAGACCAGCUCCGAUCACCAAAUCGGAGCAGACAAUCGUCCCGGACCACGCACGACCACAACCCACGUCUCCCAGCCGUUCCGAGAGCGAUCGCCGUCAUGGCCUCGCCAAGCGUUCUUACGCCGCCCUCAUUGACCUGCUCAAUCCGACGCUGCACAAGGACGCCAAGCCGCCAUCGCGUGGGCGUCAAGCAUCGCUCGGCGGCGUCGAGCCGGUUCGAGUGCUUGCACAUGGUGACAACGGUGGUAGAAGCACGUCUUCCGGUGGAGGCGCGUCUGGCGGCUCGUCUGGUGGCAACAGCGGCGGCGGUCGCAGCAACGGCAUGCAUGGCACAGGAGGUGGAAACACCAGCGGUGGUGGGGGCGGCGCCGGUCAGCUCAACGGCGGCAAUGGAGGUGGUGGGCCCCCGGAUCGUCGCGGCGGUCCACCUCGUGGCGCAGGCAGCGGCGCUGCGGAUGCAGCUCCACCGGUCAACUCUGUCUACCGACGACUCGAGCUCGUCGGACGAGGAGCUUAUGGAGCCGUCUACCGCGGCGUCCACGUCGAAACGGGCGCAGCAGUCGCGCUCAAGGUGGUCAACCUCGACACGCCGGACGACGACGUCAGUGACAUCCAACGCGAAGUCGCUCUGCUUAGUCAGCUUCGCGAAGCUGCAUCGAAGAACGUCGUUCGGUAUUGGGGCUGCUGGCUCAAAGGUCCAGAGCUGUGGAUCGUCAUGGACUUUGCCGAGGGUGGCAGUGUUCGCACGCUCAUGAAAGCCGGACCCAUCGCCGAGCGGUACUGUGCCGUGAUUGUGAGGGAGACGUUGGUCGCGCUCAACUAUCUGCACAAGUCGGGCAUCAUCCAUCGCGACAUCAAGGCUGCCAACAUCCUGCUCACCAGCACCGGCCGCAUUCUCCUGUGCGACUUUGGUGUCGCUGCAUCGUUGGCCUCCAACAGCGUCCAUAGCAAGCGCAGCACGUUCGUCGGAACACCUUACUGGAUGGCACCCGAGGUCAUCACCGAAGGCAAGACAUACGACCAAAAGGCAGACGUCUGGAGUCUCGGCAUCACCAUCUACGAGAUGGCUACGGGCAAUCCACCGCUAGCCGACGUGGAGCAGAUGCGGGUUAUCAUGCUGAUCCCCAAGAGCAAGCCACCUAGGUUGCCGGCAGAGGGCGAUUUCUCGCCGGCGAUGCGAGACUUUGUAGCCGCGUGUCUGAACGAAGAGCCCAAGGAGAGGGCGACUUCGGAGGAGCUGAACAAGCUGAAGUGGAUCAAGACGUUUGCCAAGACGCCGUCGAGCGUGUUGAAAGACGUGAUACGGGCGUACAAUGCGUGGACCAAGGCGGGCGGGAUGCGGAUGAGUUUGAUCGGCGCAGAGACGGCUGAAUGGGGCGAAGCGGGGAGCAGGGACUCGUUUGCGUUUGAUGGGAGGGAAAUGGGUGAAGGGUGGGAGUUCAAUACGCUGAGGAGUGUCAGGGAGUGGGAUGAGGAGGAAGGCGAAGGAGAGGAGGAGAGUGCACCGAUUCCGAUUCGAGAUCAUCCGCUGUUGAGGUUGUUCGACAUGGAGGACGGGGAGGGGGCUGUGGGUGCAGCUGCCACUGCUGCUGCAUCGACAGUGAAACCGGGUCUCACUGCACACGCACAGGAAAAAGCAAGCUUCACGGGUACCGGCAACACUCCCUUCCGAUUUGGCGUUGCAGCCCCGGUCCCGCCUUCGCCUCUCAAGGAGGUUGCACCCGCGCGAGCCAACUUGAUCAUGCGGAAACGAUCUCAAUCGCUCACCAAGCCGAGUAGCACUUCUUCAGCAUCCUCUUCCAUCAACGCCACGACGGAAGCAGCUGCGAUCGUGAUCCCGGACUCUCGGUCUUUGCACGACCUCACCCCUGCAGCGGUCAAAUCGCGACCCCCCGCAGCGGGAGUUCGAAUGGGCAGAGCCGAGAGCAACGACCACGCUCCGCUCGGAGACAUUGCCCAUCACCGUCAAAGUCACGGCGGCAGCGACCCCACCUUCGCCGGCGACCGAGCGAACAGCCGCCUAGCCCGGUUGAGAGCUGGCUACGCCGUCGUCGCACCACCGGCAGCACCGGCGAGGGAGAGAAAGGACAGCGGCAGCACCAGCGAAGGAGCACGAAGCGUCAUCACAGCGAAUGCAGCACAGAGGCAAGCAACGGCGGCGAUGGCGUUGGAAAAGGGACCCGAGCUGAGGCCCUUGGAUUUCGAGGCUCUGAAGACCAAGGAUGAGGUCGCGGCAUGCUUGGGCAGGACGGUGGAUGAUCUAGGGCGGUGGUUGGAUGUGGUCAGUUUUGGGCUGGGGAGAGCUGUGAAUGGGGAUGUCUGA
This is a messenger RNA of Pseudozyma hubeiensis SY62, 3804 nucleotides long. Its product is annotated as likely protein kinase. Lineage: Eukaryota; Fungi; Basidiomycota; Ustilaginomycetes; Ustilaginales; Ustilaginaceae. Gene Ontology annotation, molecular function: protein serine/threonine kinase activity; ATP binding. Bases 1 to 3804 code for a protein of 1267 amino acids. The transcript is spliced from 2 exons. The record is from RefSeq and is a predicted model, not a curated record. Gene Ontology annotation, biological process: protein phosphorylation.